AUCAAUGAACCGAGUCAACUCAUCGACAUGGAACCUCGAGUGAAAGUCAAGCCCGAUCUUUCCACGCUGGUAGGGCAGUCAUGCAAUCAGGAGGAGGUCCAACUUGAGUUUCUACAGGGCUGUAUUCUUUCUCAUGUCGAGCGUCAAUGUCAGUUCGACCCAUGUAAGGCUGUUAAUCCUCACUGCCAAUCGAGCCCGGGCGGUGACACAGAAGCGGCGCUGAAACAGGAAGUCGAGCGAAAGGAGACCGAGAAUGCCUUCUACAAGGGCUUGCUCGGUUCGAUCUGUACCGCCAACGACCAGGAAGCAGAGGAGAUGUUGAAGCAUUUCGGGAACCAGGUAAUCCCCUCGAACUCAUUGGAUCCAGCUCGAGCGGAUUGCCACCAAGAAUCAUCUAGAGAAGAUAAACGAAUCCACGCUAUCAUUCGCGAGGACGAGAAGAUAAAUUGGCUCAAAUCCACAGCCUGCCUCACCGUAACAAGAGGCGUCAGUUUGACUGGAAGGUUCGACAAAAGUCACAGCUCAGUUGGCGCCACGUCCGCGGGCAGCAGGCAAGCUGUGGGCAAUAUGACUAUUGGGGAUGUCACCCGAACCCUCAAGCAUCUCUGCACGGGUUCUGUAUACCUAGGAAGGAUGGGCUUGAGCACCGGGUCAACCGUCCUUGAGCUGCGUUGGUCUCGGCCUCAUAGGGACUUGCAGGUCACUUCGCGAAUCAAUAAGAUCAGCUCAGGAACACCGUGCAGCCCCUUCCUGUGUUCUUCUUUCGUCAUUGAUGUCUUUCACAAAUAUGAUGGUCUCUUCUCGGGUGAAAUAAUCCAGGCAUGA
Colletotrichum godetiae is the source of this 825-nucleotide messenger RNA. RefSeq lists its product as uncharacterized. The transcript has 2 exons. The record is from RefSeq and is a predicted model, not a curated record. Lineage: Eukaryota; Fungi; Ascomycota; Sordariomycetes; Glomerellales; Glomerellaceae. The coding region runs from base 28 to 825 and encodes 265 amino acids.